Molecule: messenger RNA, 3486 nt
Organism: Oenanthe melanoleuca
Lineage: Eukaryota; Metazoa; Chordata; Aves; Passeriformes; Muscicapidae
Gene: HPSE
Product: heparanase
Exons: 12
Coding region: 39-1652 (537 amino acids)
Cellular component (GO): membrane; extracellular matrix
Molecular function (GO): hydrolase activity, acting on glycosyl bonds
Source: RefSeq, a predicted model, not a curated record
GGCGGUGCCGGCGGCGAGCGGCGGGCACGGAGCUGAGGAUGCUGCUGCUGCUGCUGCUGCCGCCGCUGCCUUUACCUCUCCUGCUGCCCCUGCUGCUGCUGCCGGCUCCGGCCGAGGGGCAGCGGGCGGCGGAGCUGCGGCUGGGGCUCCGGGGCAGCCCCCGAGCGGAGGUGAGCCCGGCUUUCCUCUCGCUCACCCUGGACGCCAGCCUCGCCCGCGACCCGCGCUAUGUCGCCCUGCUCAGCAAUUCCAAACUGCGUGCCCUGGCAACAGCCCUGUCUCCAGGUUUCCUGAGGUUUGGUGGCACUGAGACAGAUUUUCUUAUCUUUGAUCCCAACAAGGAUUCAACUUCAGAAGAAAAAAUCCUCUGGGAACUUGAGGCACAGCAAGAGGCUUGUGGCUCGAGGUCUGCAUUUGCUGCUGUUGGGAAGGUGCUGCUGGCCCAAUGGCCCAGCCAGGAGAAGCUGAUUCUUGCUGAACAGAACAGGAAAAAGCACAAAAACACCACCAUUACAAAAAAUACACUGGAUAUUCUCUACAGCUUUGCAAACUGCUCAGGGUUUCACCUGAUCUUUGGACUCAAUGCCCUGCUGAGGAAAGCUGGCUUGCAGUGGGACAGUUCAAAUGCCCAGGCACUGCUGGACUACUGUGCUUCCCAGAGGUACAACAUCUCCUGGGAGCUUGGCAAUGAGCCCAACAGCUUCAGGAAGAAAUCUGGCAUCCACAUUGAUGGCUUCCAGCUGGGGCAAGAUUUUAUUCACCUGCGCCAGCUGCUGAAUAACUACGCCCUGUACCAGCACGCCAAGCUCUACGGCCCCGACGUUGGGCAGCCCCGAAAGCACACACAGAAACUGCUGAGAAGCUUCCUGAAAUCAGGAGGGAAGGUCAUCGACUCUGUCACAUGGCACCAUUACUAUGUGAAUGGAAGGAGUGCAACAAGAGGGGAUUUCCUGAGCCCUGAAGUGCUGGAUACCUUUGCCACAGCCAUAUAUGAAGUCCUGGAGAUUGUUGGUCAGACUGUGCCAGACAAGAAGGUGUGGCUGGGAGAGACGAGUUCUGCCUAUGGAGGAGGAGCUCCCAGAUUGUCUAACUCUUAUGUUGCUGGCUUCAUGUGGUUGGACAAACUCGGGCUUUCAGCCAGGCAGGGGAUUGAUGUGGUGAUGAGGCAGGUUUUCUUCGGGGCAGGGACCUACCACCUGGUGGAUGCCAACUUCGAGCCUUUGCCGGACUACUGGCUCUCCCUGCUCUACAAGAAGCUGGUGGGUACCAAGGUGCUGCAGGUUGGCCUGGCAGGAGCCGACAAGAGGAAGCUCCGUGUUUACCUCCACUGCACCAACAGCCUCAACCCAAAAUACAGAGAAGGGGAUGUGACGCUGUUUGCCUUAAACCUCUACAAUGUUACCCAACAUUUGCAGCUACCAGAACACCUAUUGAGCAAGCACGUGGAUCAGUACCUCUUACUGCCACAUGGCAAAGAGAAUAUUCUUUCCAGGUCUAUUGAGCUGAACGGCCGUGUGCUACGGAUGCUGGAUGAUGAAACACUGCCAGAGCUUAUGGAAAAGCCCCUUGGUCCUGGCAGCCUGCUUGGCCUUCCAGCCUUCUCCUAUGGCUUUUAUGUUAUCAAAAAUGCCAAAGCUAUUGUUUGCAUUUAAGUGGUCGACACAUGCACUCAGGAUAAAUGCAAAGCAUUUGGCUAGCAGGGAAUUCUAGUCCUAGAAAUUCACAUUUCUACCACGGGAUUUAAUUCUGGUAAGGCGUGCAAAUGUUGCAGCAUUGUGAGUACAGCUAGUGAGCUGGGGAAGACAUAAGGUCCCACUGGGUAACUGGUACGUGAAAGAUCCCAGGAGAACCAUCCAGGUAGAACAAGACCAGGGGCUGGUUUUGCUCUUGAUCCAGCCUGUCACUGAGCUUGAGCAUGGAACCCUUCUCCGCACCACACAGGGAGCUUCUCAUACUGCCUGGGCCUCUGCCAACCCUGGCACUACAACCUCCCCUCUCCCUCUCAUUUCUGCAAGCCCAGCUCCUAAAGCAAUUUCUUCAAAAGCUUGUCUUCAGAAAGGAUGAGCUGAGUUUUAUUUGAGCUGUACAGCUGUGACUUCACACCAUGUGAGGAAGCCUGAGAAGGGGUUGUGGUGGUUGAGGGUAUCUUGGGGUGGAAAAUGUGGACACACAAAGCAAACCAAGGUCAGAGUGCUUACAGGGGCAAAGGCCUUGCAGAGAAACCAGAUCCUCUAUCAGAUUUGGGGAAAUGACACAUUUUUCUCAAGCUAAGAGUGCUCAGUCACAAGAUGGAGCUGUGGCUCUGUGCUUUCCUAAGGUGAGUUGUUGAUGCAGGAAAUGCAAAUGCAGGCUGUUCCUGUAGGGUGGUCUGCCUCUGCCAUCACACACUUCAUCCCUGCAAGGAAAGGAGAGGAGCCCACGAAGCCCUCUAUACCCAGGGGGCUGCACAGUGAGUGCUCAUGACUCCUCAACCUGCACCACCCUGCAGGCAGCCCAGCUGGAAAGGACUUCCCUGAACCUAUGCACAGAUAAAGCUCUCUUUACACUCCCUGAGGCACUCAGCUCUCUUCUGUCCUCGGGGAAAUGGGAUAGGAAAGAGGCUGAGGAAACCACUCACCCUCAGCCACCAGAGGGACAUCAAUGGCCUUAGGGCAUCCUGGGGACAGAACAGCCCAGCCAGGCUGACAUCCCUCCUACUGAGAAAACUGUGAUUUUGGACAGAAAUCCAAAGUCCACCAGUGUUGGUGGUGGCUUUUCUCCCCAGCUGUGCCUUCCCCAUGCACACCCUGUUGCAGUUGGCUGUGCCAGCAAUAGCUCCCUGUGGCACACAGGCUGCUGGUCCUCAGGGCAACAAAAAGCCUCAGACAGUAGCUGGGGCCUCCUGCAUAUAUUUAUUUGCAUCUACUUUUUUUUCAAGGUAUGUAACCGUAUGUAACCCACACCACUCUCAAUGCCUUAUGAUAUUUUUAUGAGCAUAGCAGGGAAGAACAGCCCCACACCAAUGUAUUUCCCUUUUUUAGCUUUAAAAAGAUGCUACCAACUACAUGGGGUUUAAAGCAGGGCAGGGAACCUUUUUUGAUGAGAGGAUUUUCAAAACUGAGGUACUUUUGUAGCUGUGAUGAAAACCUGCACACUAAAAAGGUUAUAUUUGAAUUCAGUGUGCCAAAGGAGUGUGCAUCCACGGAGCAGAUGCAUUCUGUGAAGGGUUAUGUAUCAGGGGAUGACACAGAUCAGAAAUGGGGGAGGCUGAGUUUGUUUACAUUGUCCAAGUUCUAUAAGAGGAGUAAAGAGAGUGUAAGAUGGGAAGUCCUAUUUACAGUCAACGUAAAGUUAAUAACAUAUUAUUACUAUAAAAAUGUAAGUUAUAACUAAAAUAUUAAAGUUAUUAUUUGCCUGGUAGCUUCUUUUUAGAACUUUUCUAAAAAUUUUGUUCCAAUGCUUGUGAGUUUUGUAUUUGAAAAUUUUAAUUAAAGCAAUUUAUACCAA